Nicotiana attenuata is the source of this 1815-nucleotide messenger RNA. RefSeq lists its product as uncharacterized. The transcript has 14 exons. The coding region runs from base 222 to 1400 and encodes 392 amino acids. Lineage: Eukaryota; Viridiplantae; Streptophyta; Magnoliopsida; Solanales; Solanaceae. Gene Ontology annotation, biological process: regulation of cellular response to heat. The record is from RefSeq and is a predicted model, not a curated record.
GUUUUGAAAAGGGGGGAAACCAAAUAGCGUAAAACGAAACCAAAAUUUUCAAUCUCCCUCCCACAAAAGGGUCAGCUUGGUCGCGUUGGAUUUACGCGCUACCCACCCCCCAUUCACGCAAAUUGCCUCCUUAUUACCUCAGCCAGCGCCUCUCUCUAUUUUCCGCCAUCGUUUCUCUUCCUCCUCCAAUUCAAAUAACAAACCCUUAAAAUCAAUAAAGAAUGAGGAAAGGUACAAAGAGAAAGGCUAGAGAAGUAGGAGGAAGAAAAGGCAAGUCCAAAGAAGAGGAGAAGGUUAGUAGCCAAGAACAAACCGCAACCACCGAAGAAGCGACCAACAAGAAUGGUGAGCCCGCCCAAGCCCAACCCCAAGCCCAAUCAGCUGCAGAGCAAAGCGAAUCUGUUCAGAAAGAAGAGCCUAAGAACAAUGACAAAGGAGGAGAGCCUAGCAAAGGUGUUGUUAAGCGCGGAGCUAAACGAGCCAAGAUUGCUAAGCCUCAGACUGAGACUGAGUACUUCCCCGAUAAGCGUAAUUUGGAAGAUCUAUGGCAAGAGGUUUUUCCUGUUGGCACAGAGUGGGAUCAGAUAGACAUGGUUUACCAAUACAAAUGGAAUUUCUCGAAUCUCGAAGAUGCAUUUGAAGAAGGCGGAGAAUUGCAUGGAAAGAAAGUCUAUCUUUUUGGUUGUACUGAACCACAAUUGGUUUAUUUUCAGGGCCAAUCAAAAGUGACGUGUAUACCUGUUGUGGUUGCUGUUGCAUCUCCUUUUCCACCUUCUGAUAAAAUUGGAAUAAACUCUGUACAAAGGGAAGCUGAAGAGAUACUGCCAAUGAAACAGAUGAAAAUGGACUGGGUUCCAUACAUACCUUUGGAAAACAGGGAAUCUCAAGUUGAAAGACUCAAAUCCCAAAUUUUUAUUCUGAGGUGUACUCAAAGAAGGGCUGGUUUAAAACACUUGAAGCUGGAGCGGGUGAAGAAGUUUGAAUAUUGCUUACCUUAUUUCUAUCAGCCAUUUGCAGAAGAUGAACUUGAACAGAGCACCAUCGUGCAGAUCUUAUUCCCAACAGAACCGCCUGUGUUUUGCGAGUUUGAUUGGGAAUUUGAUGAGCCAGAGGAAAUGGCAGACAAAUUAAUUGAGGCAGAGGAGUUAGCGGCAGAUAAAAAAGAUGAAUUUAUGGAAUUUGUGAAGGAGAAGGUUCGUGAAGGAAAGAAGAAUAAUCGAGAGGCGAGAGAAGCCAGGAAAAAAGCUAUACAGGAGAUGAGCGAAGAAGCAAAAGCUGCAUUUCAGAGUAUGAAGUUUUACAAAUUUUAUCCGAUGCCCUCACCUGAUGCGCCUGAUGUAUCUCAGGUCAAGUCUCCAUUCAUAAACAGAUACUAUGGGAAGGCUCACACAGUUUUCUGAAUGAUGCAUAAAAAAUAUAAGCGACUAUAUUGUCGAACCAUGUACUUUUGGAUGCCUACUUUGGAGCUGCAUGAUGGAAUCAUACUGCUCAACUUAAGCUUGUACCUUGAAGCAACCAUUUAGAUUUAUGGAACUAUUUGAGGAUGUAGAAGAUACAGAGAAGCAAAAUGUAGUUUUUUUGUCUCAACCUUUAUAGCUAGAGUUCAGUAAAUUUUUGGCAACGUGUUCUUGUCUUCGCUAACUGUGAAAUUUUUUCCUCAUUCCGGAUACAACUGUAAUCCUUUUCUGCUGAAGCUUUAGUAAUCGUGUUCACCCCUACAAACAAUAGGAGCUGCAAUUAACAGUUGGUUCCCAGUUCGACUUUGAGCUAUAAAUUUUUAGUUUCAUAUAAACUUGAGUGAAUGUUGUAUCCACU